AUGGCUACUGCAAGCAUUGAAAGGAGCUGGGAUAUUCAGAUUCCGUCCACAUCGGGAGGAUCCAUGUGUGGUUGGCUUUACACCUCCGAGUAUUUCGUCGCGUCAAAGCCGGGACCCGCAAUUGUUGUGGCUCAUGGACUUGGAGACCUCGAGGCCCUAGACACUGGAUCCAGCUCCAGCGCCCCCGGAGGAAUUAUUCUAGGCUCUUCCGACCAAUGGAGGACCUGGUAUAGCACCAUCAAGGUCACCACUAAGAGCCUUGGUGUGUGGAAGUAUCUGGAUCCAGAUGCUUCUAAUCCAGAGAAGAUCCCCCAGGAGCCCCGAGAAAUACACCCUGGCGACGCCCAGGAGGGAGCUCAGGAAAUAAAAGACCUGACAGAUGAUAAUUACAAGGUUUUUCAGCGCCUGUUUGCCCAUCAAGAUCGUCAAACCCUUCAGUUCAGGUGGAAACAACGAAAUUUGGACCGAAUUGGCCAGCAAAUCCGGCGGACUGUUGCUGCCAGCCACCAACACCUCGUCGCCGAUAUCGAGAAUCCCCGAACACUCCUUCAAUCCCUUUAG
This is a messenger RNA of Penicillium brevicompactum, 561 nucleotides long. Its product is annotated as Alpha/Beta hydrolase protein. The record is from RefSeq and is a predicted model, not a curated record. The transcript is spliced from 2 exons. Bases 1 to 561 code for a protein of 186 amino acids. Lineage: Eukaryota; Fungi; Ascomycota; Eurotiomycetes; Eurotiales; Aspergillaceae.